AUGGUUCCAGAUUUUUCCCUGUCUCGAUGGCUGCAAGAUGAGGGACAGGCAGCUGGUGCAGUGUUGAGUGAUCUGUUUAUAUCAAAGUUGAUGGAAACACUUGGUUGGACUCCCUACCUUAAUAAUCCAGACUGUAGUAUGUCCAGCUAUCAACCAGCUAACGCCGACAACUGGAAAGUAGCAGACUGCCCACUACAGAUUGGUAAUAACACACUUCCGUCCCUCCGGGCGGAUCUGUCCUGUCGACUUCCCAGUCACUGUACCGGUGUAGACUGUUGUCUUGCUGUGAACUUCAUUUCCCGUAACCUCAAUGCCUAUGUGGAUCUGGACGCCUGCCACUUCACACUCAACUUUGGUAUUGAGAAACUUCAGUAUCAGAUCAUGCUCUUUACAUAUGAGUGGGGCAAACAGGAGCAUCUGUAUUUGAAUGGAGGCUUCAGGCUGGACUAUACCAUUGACAACAAUGAGGCAGAUAACACGUUCAUCUUCAGCCUAAACAUAAGUCUAUGUUUGGAAGGACUCUCCGCAGGUUGUAUGGAGCAGAUCGAAGUUUUUAAGAAUUCAGCAUUACCUAAACCAGGGUGCAACUGGGCCAUGGGUUUCAGUAUUCCAGAUUUCUCUGUGAAUGAUUGGAUCACCAACAACGGUUUGGCCGUCGGUCAGUCUCUCUCCCGUUACUAUGCGGCCAAGUUAAUGGAAUAUUUGGGCGUGUCUAAGUACAUGAUGACCACACCCUGCCAGCGAUCCAGUAGUUACUACAGCCCGUCACAGAACCACUGGAAACAAGACUGCCCCCUGGAUAUCAGUCUCCCAGACAUCACCUCUGUACCGAUGACAUGUUAUAUUCCGGACUACUGUACGGGUAUCGACUGUUGUUUGGAUGUCGACUUCCUCGGCAUGUCAUUCCGUACCUAUCUUCUCUUAGAUGGCUGUAACCUCAACUUACAAAUCGGGAUAGAACAACUUGCUCUCAACGAGUCUUUAGACAGUUACAUAUUUGGAACACCAAAACAGCUUUAUGUGGAAGGUGUCCUGAGGAUAGACUACCUGAUUGAGGACUUGACUGUAGAGAGGAAAUACAAAGUGGAUGUCAACAUAAGUAUCUGCCUGAAUGCGGACCCCAGUGUGGCCUGUCUGUAUACAGUAGAGGUGUACCGUGAUACACUUCUCCCCAAACCUCUGUGUGAUAUCAGUGGAGGCUUCUCCAUACCAGAUUUCUCACUUGUGGAAUGGUUUACGAACAGAACGAUAGCUAUUGGGACAACCCUGGCUUCAGCCGUGGCUACAGAGCUGAUGGAGGAACUUGGGAUAUCGUCGUUCCUCAACACUGACCAAUGCUCACUGUCCUCGGACACCUACGCCGACGCUGUCAAUGGAUGGACUUCUGAUUGUCCAUUUGAGAUGAGUCUGCCAUCCCUAGGAACUACAGAUAUUAGGUGUAACUUACCUAGUUACUGCUCUGGAGUACAGUGUUGUAUGCAGGUUGACUUCAUUUCCCGGAGUUUCCAUGCCUUUGCCACAAUUAACACCUGUACUCACCAACUUGAGGUUGGAAUUGAGAAGUUUGUCUUCAAUCGGAGUCUGUUCAACUAUGAGUGGGGUACAAGGGAGAAUAUCUGGUUGCUUGGAGUUGUUCGAGUAGAUUUUACCCUCACUGAGAAGACUCUGACCUCCUAUGAACUCAACAUGAACAUCAGUGUGUGUUUUGAGGCAGCAGAUAGCUGUUUGAUGAGUGAGCGUGUCUUUAUCAACACAGAAUUACCCAAGGUCUUCUGUACCUGGGGAAGCGGCCUCAUCAUCCCAGAUUUCAACCUUGAGGAAUGGGUGACAGAACAGUCUGGAGUUCUGGAGUCGGUCCUGACCAGUACACUAGCCGACACCCUAUUAGAGGUUUUAGCGGUCAAACCAUACCUGAACGAUCCCAUGUGUUCCCUCACUGACCAUAUGUAUACCCCUGCUGUUAAUGGAUUCAAAGACGAGUGUGGUGUGUCAUUGCCAAGUCUUCCAUCAGGAGUGUCUUGUCACAUUCCCACAUCAUGUUCUGGCCUAGACUGUUGUUUGAAGAUCCCUCUCAUUUCCAAGUUCAUCCACGUCUACGCCCACCUCGAUCCUUGCAGCUACAUUCUCAGGCUCGGUAUAGAGAAGCUCUCCUUCAAUAUCUCGCUUAUAGACUAUGACUUUGGACAGGAACAUACGUUCCUACUUCAGGGAGUGUUCAAAAUCAUAAUGGUGAUAGACGACCUCAAGGCGGACCGUGCCUACUUGCUGAAUGUUAAUGUGAGUGCCUGUUUCGAUACCGUUGAUGAUAGUCGAUGCCUGAAUGUGCCGGUGCUUGUCAACACAAAGUUACCCAAGUUGUUGUGUAACUGGAACCUUGGAUUCAGCAUCCCUGAUUUUGACCUCAACACCUGGCUAACUAACAGGGGUUACAACCCGGCUCAGGACCUACAGGACGCUGCUUUCAUGUACCUGAUGUUAGAGUUGGGGAUUUAUGAUUAUCUCGACGAGAGUCCAUGUGAUGCCAGUGCAUCUGGAUGGCAGUCCACAGCUUGUGGAGAGAGCCUGUCACUGCCUACACUUCCUGGGAAUAUGGCCUGUAGAAUAUCUGACCUCUGUACCGGCGUCGACUGCUGCACCAGUGUACCCAAACUGACACGGAACUUCCACUCCCACCUACUGUUGGAUGCCUGUGCCCUCAAACUCAGUAUUGGUAUAGAGAAAUUGUUCUUCAACAUUUCCUUGGUGGAUUACCAAUUUGGAAAAUCUGAUAACUUUAAUCUCUUUGGCUUGGUGAACAUAGACUUCAUCAUAGAAGACGUCGCCAGUCAGAAUCUUUUCGUCGUCAACCUGAACAUCAGUGUCUGUUAUGAUGAAACUACUGUUCCCUGUGCAAUGGAGACAGUGGUAUUCGAAGACGUCCAACUGCCGAAACCCCUGUGUAGCUAUAGCAACGGAUUCCUGGACAAAAAGAUACUGACAGAGCUAUAUUUUGCAGAUUUCUCCCUGUCCAAUUGGAUGAAUGAGAAAGAUCUGGCGUUAGGAAGUGAUUUACCGUCCUGGGCUACUGACCUUCUACUGCAGAAAAUGGGCAUAGCUGCCUUGACUGAGGAUACACCCUGUACGAUUUACUCGGGGCCGUACGGAGAUCUCCCCAACGGAUGGUCUAGUGACUGCAGCCUCUCUCUGGAUCUACCUACACUGCCUAGCUACCUCUCCUGCCACGUUCCCGACAUCUGUACCGGGGCUGUGUGCUGUGCAAGAUCCACGGUCCUAGGGCGAACCUUUAGGGCCAAUAUGAUACUGGACGCUUGUAAUUACAAGGUGACAAUCUCCGUGGAGAAACUUACAAUCAAGAAGAUACUCCUGGACUACAACUUUGGACAGUGGGAGGAGAUGGAUCUGGGUGGCCUGAUUGUCGCCAGAUACAAGAUUGAUGACAUCACUGCUGAGAAGAAAUACCUGAUGAAUCUACAGCUGAGCCUUUGUUUAGAGAGCGGAGGUGACUGUAUCUGGUCUCAUAACCUACUACAGGACACGAAGGUCUCCAAGUUAGCCUGUCACUGGGGCGACAACUUUCCAAUCCCAGGUUUCCAUAUAAAUGAUUACUUGAUCAAUCGUGGACUAGCUGGAGCUGUGUUGUCUAGUCUGGAAGGCCUACAGCUACUGGAGACAUUGGGAGUACUGGAAUACAUGCUGGAGACACCAUGUGACCGAACAGUAGCUCUGUAUACACCUCGUAAUGCACAGGGGUGGAAAUCAAUGUGUACAGACCCAGACGUUACCAUGACGACACUCCCAAGCUGGGCCUCCGCGAACUUAUACAGCAGCUGUACCGGAGUCAGUAUGUGUCUGUACCUGGACUUCCUCGACCGCACUGUGAAUGCCCAACUUGAACUGGAUGCCUGUAGCUACCAACUCCAUGUGGGGAUUGAGCGUUUCCAGUUCAGCUUCACUCUGUUUGACUUUGAAUAUGGGACAAAUCAUCGCCUGACAUUGUUUGAGAUCUUUACAUUGGAGUACAUGAUCGUUGACCUGACUGGGGAGAGGAAGUUCAUUGUGAACAUGAACAUUAGUGUGUGUUUUGAUGAUGAUCGGACUAGCUGUCAGUUCUAUGUCAGUGUCUUUGACAACACCAUCCUACCGAAGCCUGAAUGUAGCUGGUCAAGGGACUUCCUGGACAACAGUUUCAGUCUGGAGACUUGGUUGGCCACUAAUCAUUACAGUCCUGGUCAGAUCCUGUCAUCAACUGCCUUGUCCCAGCUUUUGCAGACACUUGGUCUGGGGGAGUAUUUGAAUGAUCCGCAGUGUGAUCGUUACAGUUCCCCCUUCAGUGGGGCCAUUCUGGGCUGGACUACAGAUUGUUUUGAUGUGGAUUUGCCUGAUUUACCCAGCAACCUUACCUGUCACCUUGACAGCACAUGCACCGGAAUAAAUUGCUGCGUUGAUGUGAAUUUCAUGCAGAGAAGCUUCAAUGCCUACGUCAAACUGGAACCAUGUGACUACAAGAUCAGUGUGGGGAUUGAGAAGUUACAGUUUGAGAAAAUUUUGAGGGAUUUUGAUUUUGGAGUAUGGCAGAAUGCUAAGCUGUUUGGAGUAGUAAGCUUAGAUUUCAUUGUGGAUGUAUUCCAUGCCGACAACAUCUACCUGAUCUCGAUGGACUUGAGUUUGUGUUUUGAGGCGGGACAGCCCUGUAAAUACAUUUACCCACUGUUUGUGAACACUCCCAUACCCAAACCUGUCUGUAAUUGGAACAGGGGAUUCCUAGACCCAGUAUUUUCUCUGAACCAAUGGAAAUUGAACCGAGGGAUAGGUAUUAUGGAUGCUUUGGCAUAUCAUGACGUGUCUCAGCUACUACAGGAUAUAGGGUCAUCGGAUUUGAUCAGGCAAGAGGCAUGUAGACGCUCAGAGGUCCCAUACUCUGGAGCCAACAGUCUGGGCUGGAUAGAUCAAUGUUCUGGUACGACUUCGGGCCUGCAGAGUCUGGGGUCGGGGAUGACAUGCCGGGUGGUGGACUCCUGUACAGGUGUGGACUGUUGUAUCGAUUCCGACACAUUAGGGUUCGCCAUCAAUGCCUAUAUCUAUGUGGAUGCAUGCAACUAUCGUCUCAGUAUUGGCGUGGAAUUGCUACAGCUCAACUACACUCUGGUUGACUUUGUCUAUGGUGAACAUCGCACAGUUUCACUCGUGGGAAUGGCCAAUUUAGAUUACCUGAUUGUGGACUUGGAGAGUGAAGAUUCCUUUGUUGUGUCAGUCAACAUAUCAAUCUGUUUUGAGUCGUCAGAUGCGUGCGAAGUGUCAAAAACAAUACUGGACAGUGUUAAGAUGAAGAAACCUGUUUGUAACUGGGGUACAGAUUUCCUAAUACCAGGUUUUAGUUACAAUGAUUGGCUGGACUCUCAACAAUGGCCUAUUGGUCGUCCACUAGACUCUACAAUGAUAAACCGACUGGAACACAUACUAGGCAUCGCCUACUACUAUCAGGACACUCCUUGUCAGCGCAGUGCCUAUUCACCUACCAAUACGCAGGGCUGGAAUAAAGGAUGUCAGCCGUCCGUGGACUUGCCGACCUUGGUAGAUGCGAUGACGUGUAACCUGUACGACACGAUCGACCCUAACACUGGUUGUACAUCAGUGCGUUGUUGUACAGACGUGGCUCUCAUAGGCAGGUCCAUAUACACCUACGUUACUGUUGAUCCAUGCAACUUUAAACUGACUGUGGGUAUAGAGAAGUUUACUUUGGUGAUCGGGCUUCUGGACUAUGUAUAUGGCACCAUCGGCCACACUUAUCUCCACGGAGUUAUCCGAGUCGAUUACAUGAUAGAAGAUUUGGGGUCAGAGAGGAAGUUCUUGGUGUCUCUCAACACAAGUAUCUGCUUUGAUUCUGGGUCAUGUAAUAUUACCGGUGUCAUCCUUAAUGAGGUCAAACUUCCCAAGCCAGUUUGUGAUCUGAGUGCAGGCUUUAUAGAUGAAGAUUUCUCCCUGGAACAAUGGAAGGAUGAGAAUGGUAUUGUUGGACCUGUCACCGGUUACUAUGUCAACCAGUUGAUGGAUACCCUCAAGAUCAACGACUUUCUUCUUGAUACUCCAUGUCAGAGAGCAAGUGUGCCAUACAGCUUGGCAACAAAUGGGGUUUACAAUGAAUGUGCCUCACUGACAUCUACACUGCCGACCAUCACUGAGCCAGCCUCCUGUCAUAUCCUCAGUCAUUGUACUGGUAUAUAUUGCUGUAUGGAACCUGAUGAUGUGGACACAGCCUUCCAAGCCUUUGUCGAGUUCUUCCCAUGUCAGUUUGAAAUGAAAAUGGGAAUUGAGAAACUCGUAUUCACAGUGUCCUUGUAUGACUUUGAAUUUGGAAAGGAGUACGAUUUCUACAUGUUCGGGGCUGUGAGGAUUCACUACUAUAUCAUCGAUCUGGUAGAAGCUGGUCUUUAUGUGUUCAAUGCCAGAUUCAAAGUUUGCUUUGAAGCAGAUGAUUCGAAGCCUUGUGAUGUAGAUUUUGUCCUAUUCGAUCAGUACCUUAUUCCCAAACAGGCUUGUAACUGGGCAGCCGACUUUAACGUACCUGGUUUUUCACUGAGUAGCUGGCUGGUGUCGGAGGGUGUGACUAUGUCCGUGCCGCUCCCGUCUGUUACAGUGUCAAGUCUGAUGUCCUAUCUGAAGCUGGCAGUGUACCAGUUUGACACAUCAUGUGACCAGAGUUCUGGUAUCUACCUGCCCACUACAGAUAUCUGGAAUUCAGACUGUCCAAAGUCGAUCAACCUCCCUUCAAUCUCGGACGACAUCACCUGCAAUGUCCCAGACACAUGUACCGGAGUCAACUGCUGUCUCAACGUACCGAUUUUGGACCAAACUUUCCAGCUGUCUCUCAAUCUUGACUCCUGCUACAAGAAACUACGAGUGAGCAUUGAGAAGAUCUACCUUGAGGAAUCUCUGAUUGGCUAUCCUUUUGGAACGGAGAAAUACUUCUACUUCUACGGGAUGAUCCGUAUGAUGUACAAGCUGGAGUAUAUGAUGUACGACAGAAGCUACCUGAUAUCCCUAGGGAUACAGGUGUGUCUAGAGACCGCUGGACCUUGUGCGCAGAACUUCACUCUCCUUGACAGUGUACGCUUCCCAGAACCAGACUGUACCUGGGAUGCAGAAUUCGUUAACCCAGAUUUCUCACUUAGCCAGUGGCUUCAAGAACGGUCCAUCGCCUCGGGUACGGAGCUCACCACAGUAUACGAAAGUGAACUAAUGCAGGACUUAUGGAUUGUUAGUUACUUACAGCAUCCAGCUUGUAAUGGAACAUGGCCGUUAUAUAAUCCGUCCACCAAUGGCUGGAAGUCUGAUGAUUGUAGUAGUUUGCCGGAGACGCUACCUGACCUGUCAGCCUACCCUGUUACCUGUGCCCUCCAAAGCUCCUGCACCAGUUGGAUCUGCUGUGUAGAACUGUCUUUUGUCCAGCAGAAUUUCUUGGUCCGUUUUGAUAUUCAGCCUUGUGAUCUACUGCUGUCGAUUCAGAUGGAGGACUUGGAUGUAAAGAUUCCUCUCCUCGAUGAUUUAACAGGGAGACAAAGAUCAUUCUACCUGAAUGGUGUCCUCAGAGCAGACUACACUAUAUUCAACCUGGAGAGUGAAGGGAUGUACUUGGUGAACCUUGACCUCUCUCUGUGUUUUGAGAAAAGCUCCUGUGAGUGGACAGCCCCUGUGUUAAAGAACACACCCCUGCCAAAACAGUCAUGUGAUUGGAACAGACCAAUGGCUGACCCAGGAUUCUCCCUGGCCACGUGGAAAUCGUCUGUGGGAGCGGGGACAGUUCUGACUGACGUUGAAGUGGUACGGUUAUUACACGUGCUGGAGGUCGGUUUGUACCUCUCCACUAACCCUUGUAACACAUCAGCUACACCCUACACUCCUGACGUCAAUGGCUGGAACAAAAUGCUGUGCUUUGCACAGCCACCUCUACCUGUCAUACAUGUAGCUGAUCUUGGGGAAGACCAAAUCAUUCAGAACUCCUGA
Molecule: messenger RNA, 8001 nt
Organism: Pecten maximus
Lineage: Eukaryota; Metazoa; Mollusca; Bivalvia; Pectinida; Pectinidae
Exons: 45
Coding region: 1-8001 (2666 amino acids)
Source: RefSeq, a predicted model, not a curated record